AUGAUGCAAAGCGUUCAACAGUUGGAGCUUGGUGAUGAUUUGUGGUUUCAGCAUGAUAAUGAUCCCAAGCAAUCGGCAUAUAAUGUUAAGCUGUGGUUGCUGUAUAACACAAAGCACCAAUUGCGCACCCCGCCCCAAUCCCCAGAUCUCAAUCCUAUUGAGCAUUUUUUGGAGCGCAGGAUCCGUCAGCACAAUAUUUCUACUUCGUCUGAAGCAUGCAAUGCAAAUAGAAGUGAGGAAAGUUCUUACACAGAAAAUGAUCAGCCAAUUAUGAAAAAAGACCAAGAGACAUAUCAAUUUAAUCCAGAACAUAAAAUAACUUUGGGCCACCCUUUAGCAUCUAAAACUGGCAUGAUAAAUAAUAAAUCACAAAGUUUACAUGCAAAGCAAACAAUUUCAGAUAAUAAGAUAUCACCUGGGGUUAAUAAUAACAUACCUAUAGAAAAAAAAUUCAUUCCGAAUGACCUACUCGAGUUAGAAGAAGAAACCGUAUAUGGUUCUCCACCAGCAUGCAGUAAAAUGACUGCGGACCACAGAAAUAAGGAAAAAGAUACAGAAACAGCAUGCAACGUAACAGAUGAAUCAUCUUCCAUAGUCUCGGAAGAAUGUUAUACCAAAAACAUCGAAAAGAGAAAAACUGCAAGCAACGAUCAGGAAAAAAUUUCAAAUUUGAUUGCAAGCGGUUCACAAAUUGAUGAAAAUUUACUGAGUUUUGAAAACCAGGUUAAUUUCGGAGCAGGAGCAAAUGCUAACUGUACCAUUAGAAAAGAUUAUUCAAAUAUUGUGGAAAGCGAUCAACAAAUUCCAUCUCAUUUUAUUGAAAUUGCAAAUAUGGCUGAAGGACCAGAAAUAGAUGGUACAUCAGUCUCACCCAAUCCUACAGAAACCACUAAUUUAGAAGUGGAUCCGGAGGUCUGUAUUCAAGAUAAUGUCAAUAAAGUGAAAUCAAAAUUAUAUUUAAAAGAACUACAAAUUUCCGAUUCCGACAUAAAAAUCGAUAAAGACGCCAUCACUGAAGACCAAAUUGAGUCAAAUAAAUCAAAAAAUAUUAUUUUUGAAAAAGUAAUAUCUCAUCCCGUCACACAUGGAGACAAGUAUAACAACAACGUGUCGUCACUAGAAGAAACGGAUUCAAAUCUCAUUUUAAAAAACCCAAACGAGAAUUCUGCUAUUAUUAACGCAAAGCUUAUUCUUAAAAACAAUGACGAUACAGCCAAUGUACCAAGAUUCGAAGUCAAAGAUCUACUUUCUGAGAGAAUCCAAGAACACAUAAAUGAAAAUUAUGAAUUGCCACCGCAUUCAAAUAACCAAAUUACCCCUAAACGCUCGUCUGAUAUCGCCAUUAAUGAAGAGCUUAUUCCUAAAGGUAAUGAAGAAACAGGUCCGUCCAGUUUUGAAAUCAAAGAAGUAAUUUCUGACAAAACCGAUGCAAAAGUUGUUGACAAUUGUGAAUCAGCGUCUCAUUUAGAUGAGACUAUUUCUGUCGCUUCUGAUAAAGUGUCUGAGGUUAUUACAAACGCAAAAUUCACUCUUAAAGAAAAUGAAAAUGCAACUAAUGAAUCAAGUUUUGAAGCCAAAGAAGUAAUUCCUGAAAAAAACCAUGGAAAAAUGGAUGAAAAUUAUGAAUCGCCCCCACAUUCAUAUGAGCAAAUUUCUAUAGAUCCUAACAAAGGGUCUGAGACUUCCAUUAAAGAAACGAUUUUAUCUAAAAGUAAUGAAGAAAUAAAAAACCCUUCCAGUUGUGAAAUCAAAGAAGUAAUUUCUGACAAGAGCGUUGAAAGAGUAGCUGACAAUAAUGAAUCCGUGCCUCAUUUGAUUGAGAGUAUUUCUCUCGUUCCUGUUAAAAUGCCUGAGGCUGUUACUAACGCAAAGUUCACUCUUAAAGAAAAUGAAACUGCAACUAAUGAAUCAAGUUUUGAAGCCAAAGAACUAAUUCCUGCAAGAAACCAUGACAAAAUGGAUGAAAAUUAUGAAUCGCCACCACAUUCAGCUAAGCCAGUUGCUGUCGCACCUAAUAAAGUGUCUGAGACUUCCGUUAAAGAAACGAUUAUAUCUAAAAGUAAUGAAGAAAUAAAAAGUACAUCCAGUUGUGAAAUCGAAGAAGAGAUCUCUGACAAAACCGAUUCAAAAGUAGCUGAUAAUUGUGAAUCAGCGUCUCAUUUAGAUAAGGCUAUUUCUCUCGCUUCUGAUAAAGUGUCUGAGGUUAUUACAAACGCAAAGUUUAUUCUUAAAAACAAUGACGAUACAACCAAUGUAUCAAGUUUUGAAGACAAAGAACUAAUUCCUGCAGGAAACCAUGAAAAAACUGAUGAAAAUUUUGAAUCGCCACCACAUUCAUAUGAGCAAAUUUCUAUAGCUCCUAACAAAGGGUCUGAGACUUCCAUUAAAGAAACGAUUUUAUCUAAAAGUAAUGAAGAAAUAAAAAACCCUUCCAGUUGUGAAAUCAAACAAGUAAUUUCUGACAAGAGCGUUGAAAGAGUAGCUGACAAUAAUGAAUCCGUGCCUCAUUUGAUUGAGAGUAUUUCUCUCGUUCCUGUUAAAAUGCCUGAGGCUGUUACUAACGCAAAGUUCACUCUUAAAGAAAAUGAAACUGCAACUAAUGAAUCAAGUUUUGAAGCCAAAGAACUAAUUCCUGCAAGAAACCAUGGAAAAAUGGAUGAAAAUUAUGAAUCGCCACCACAUUCAACUGAGCCAGUUGCUAUCGCACCUAAUAAAAUGUCUGACACUUCCGUUAAAGAAACGAUUAUAUCUAAAAGUAAUGAAGAAAUGAAAAGUACAUCCAGUUGUGAAAUCGAGGAAGAGAUCUCUGACAAAACCGGUUCAAAAGUAGCUGAUAAUUGUGAAUCAGCGUCUCAUUUAGAUAAGGCUAUCUCUCUCGCUUCUGAUAAAGUGUCUGAGAUUAUAACAAACGCAGAGUUGAUUCUUAAAAACAAUGACGAUACAACCAAUGUACCAAGUUUUGAAGCCAAAGAACUAAUUCCUGCAAGAAACCAUGACAAAAUGGAUGAAAAUUUUGAAUCGCCACCACAUUCAUAUGAACAAAUUUCUAUAGCUCCUAACAAAGGGUCUGAGACUUCCAUUAAAGAAACGAUUUUAUCUAAAAGUAAUGAAGAAAUAAAAAACCCUUCCAGUUGUGAAAUCAAACAAGUAAUUUCUGACAAGAGCGUUGAAAGAGUAGCUGACAAUAAUGAAUCCGUGCCUCAUUUGAUUGAGAGUAUUUCUCUCGUUCCUGUUAAAAUGCCUGAGGCUGUUACUAACGCAAAGUUCACUCUUAAAGAAAAUGAAAAUGCAACUAAUGAAUCAAGUUUUGAAGCCAAAGAACUAAUUCCUGCAAGAAACCAUGGAAAAAUGGAUGAAAAUUAUGAAUCGCCACCACAUUCAACUGAGCCAGUUGCUAUCGCACCUAAUAAAAUGUCUGACACUUCCGUUAAAGAAACGAUUAUAUCUAAAAGUAAUGAAGAAAUGAAAAGUACAUCCAGUUGUGAAAUCGAGGAAGAGAUCUCUGACAAAACCGGUUCAAAAGUAGCUGAUAAUUGUGAAUCAGCGUCUCAUUUAGAUAAGGCUAUCUCUCUCGCUUCUGAUAAAGUGUCUGAGAUUAUAACAAACGCAGAGUUGAUUCUUAAAAACAAUGACGAUACAACCAAUGUACCAAGUUUUGAAGCCAAAGAACUAAUUCCUGCAAGAAACCAUGACAAAAUGGAUGAAAAUUUUGAAUCGCCACCACAUUCAUAUGAACAAAUUUCUAUAGCUCCUAACAAAGGGUCUGAGAUUUCCAUUAAAGAAACGAUUAUAUCUAAAAGUAAUGAAGAAAUAAAAAGCUCAUCCAGUUGUGAAAUCAAAGAAGUAAUUUCUGACAAAAGCGAUGAAAGAGUAGCUGACAAUAAUGAAUCCGUGCCUCAUUUGAUUGAGAGUAUUUCUCUCGUUCCUGUUAAAGUGCCUGAGGCUGUUACUAACGUAAAGUUCACCCUUAAAGAAAAUGAAAAUGCAACUAAUGAAUCAAGUUUUGAAGCCAAAGAACUAACUCCUGGAAGAAACCAUGGAAAAAUGGAUGAAAAUUAUGAAUCGCCACCACAUUCAACUGAGCCAGUUGCUAUCGCACCUAAUAAAAUGUCUGACACUUCCGUUAAAGAAACGAUUAUAUCUAAAAGUAAUGAAGAAAUAAAAAGUACAUCCAGUUGUGAAAUCGAGGAAGAGAUCUCUGACAAAACCGAUUCAAAAGUAGCUGAUAAUUAUGAAUCAGCGUCUCAUUUAGAUAAGGCUAUCUCUCUCGCUUCUGAUAAAGUGUCUGAGAUUAUAACAAACGCAGAGUUGAUUCUUAAAAACAAUGACGAUACAACCAUUGUACCCAGUUUUGAAGACAAAGAACUAAUUCCUGCAGGAAACCAUGAAAAAUUUGAUGAAAAUUUCAUAUCGCCACCACAUGAGCAAAUUUCAAUCGCUCCUAACAAAGGGUCUGAGAUUUCCAUUAAAGAAACGAUUAUAUCUAAAAGUAAUGAAGAAAUAAAAAGCCCAUCCAGUUGUGAAAUCAAAGAAGUAAUUUCUGACAAAAGCGAUGAAAGAGUAGCUGACAAUAAUGAAUCCGUGCCUCAUUUGAUUGAGAGUAUUUCUCUCGUUCCUGUUAAAGUGCCUGAGGCUGUUACUAACGUAAAGUUCACCCUUAAAGAAAAUGAAAAUGCAACUAAUGAAUCAAGUUUUGAAGCCAAAGAACUAACUCCUGGAAGAAACCAUGGAAAAAUGGAUGAAAAUUAUGAAUCGCCACCACAUUCAACUGAGCCAGUUGCUAUCGCACCUAAUAAAAUGUCUGACACUUCCGUUAAAGAAACGAUUAUAUCUAAAAGUAAUGAAGAAAUGAAAAGUACAUCCAGUUGUGAAAUCGAGGAAGAGAUCUCUGACAAAACCGGUUCAAAAGUAGCUGAUAAUUGUGAAUCAGCGUCUCAUUUAGAUAAGGCUAUCUCUCUCGCUUCUGAUAAAGUGUCUGAGAUUAUAACAAACGCAGAGUUGAUUCUUAAAAACAAUGACGAUACAACCAUUGUACCCAGUUUUGAAGACAAAGAACUAAUUCCUGCAGGAAACCAUGAAAAAAUGGAUGAAAAUUUCAUAUCGCCACCACAUGAGCAAAUUUCAAUCGCUCCUAACAAAGGGUCUGAGAUUUCCAUUAAAGAAACGAUUUUAUCUAAAAGUAAUGAAGAAAUAAAAAACCCAUCCAGUUGUGAAAUCAAAGAAGUAAUUUCUGACAAGAGCGUUGAAAGAGUAACUGACAAUAAUGAAUCCGUGCCUCAUUUGAUUGAGAGUAUUUCUCUCGUUCCUGUUAAAGUGUCUGAGGCUGUUACUAUGAAAGAUGAAAAUUAUGAAUCGCCACCACAUUCAACUAAGCCAGUUGCUAUCGCACCUAAUAAAGUGUCUGAGACUUCCGUUAAAGAAACGAUUAUAUCUAAAAGUAAUGAAGAAAUGAAAAGUACAUCCAGUUGUGAAAUCGAGGAAGAGAUCUCUGACAAAACCGGUUCUAAAGUAGCUGAUAAUUGUGAAUCAGCGUCUCAUUUAGAUAAGGCUAUCUCUCUCGCUUCUGAUAAAGUGUCUGAGAUUAUAACAAACGCAGAGUUGAUUCUUAAAAACAAUGACGAUACAACCAUUGUACCCAGUUUUGAAGACAAAGAACUAAUUCCUGCAGGAAACCAUGAAAAAAUGGAUGAAAAUUUUAUAUCGCCACCACAUGAGCAAAUUUCAAUCGCUCCUAACAAAGAGUCUGAGACUUCCAUUAAAGAAACGAUUAUAUCUAAAAGUAGUGAUGAAAUAAAAAACAUACCCAGUUUUGAACUCACGCCUCAUUUAGAUAAGAUUAUUUCUCCCGUUCCUAAUAAAUUAACUGAGGUUAUUACAAACGCAAAGUUCAUUCUUAAAGACAAUGAAGAUGCAACUAAUGAAUCAAGUUUUGAAGCCAAAGAGGAAAUUUCUAAAGGAGCCUAUGAAAAAAUGGAUGAACAUUUUGAUUCGCCACCACAUUCAAAUGAGCAAAUUUCUAUCGCUCCUAACAAAUCCUCUGAUACCGCCAUUAAUGAAGAGACUAUUUCUAGAGCUAAUGAAGAGAAAAGCCACCCAUCAAGCCUUGAAAUGAAAGAAACAGCUAAUGGUAAUUUCACAUCUGAUAAUAUUAUUGGAUCACGAAAUCCAAAUGGGGUUGUCGGUACUAACAAUAGUAAACCAAAUGUAGAACGUAUGAUGUAUCAAAAAAAGACGAAGCAAUCAAAUAAGGAUAAUGUAAAAGACAAUGUAAAAGAUCAUUUUAUUGGAAGGCCACUCGAUGCGCGUGUAGCUGAAAUUCACUUAAAAUCGUUCAAAACUGAUGUUAAAAUGCCUUGGUAUGAAAAUGGGACUUUAAUUAACACAGAGUUUCGAAAUGAAAUAAGUAAGAAUGAUAUAGAAUGUACGUCGCCAAGAAACAGGCAGAAUUCGAGUGGCAUUGUACUUCCUCUACCUACGGUUGGAGAUGUGUGUAAUAAAACGGAAAUUUUAAAUAGUUUAAAUGACAGUGCCUGUGAAAAAGAUUCUCUCGAAAUUUCUUCCCCCAAAGAGACUGACAUCGAGGAAGACUCGUUAGAAAUAGGAUUGAUAACAGAAGACAAACCUCCCCUAAACAAUACCAGUAAUAAAACACGUACUGAGGUAUUGAAUAAAUCUGGUGUUCAAACAGAAUGCAUAUGCCCGAAUGAAUCCACAAGCGAUAGAAAACACUUAAACGAAACAGACAAUGCUAUUCACUAUAAUAUUGAACACACUGAAACUCCAAUAGAUAUGGAAUGCCAAAAAAAACUAUUCGAAGAUCUCAAAAAAGUUGAGGGUUUAACUGGAAUCAAAAGCGAAAAUACAGAAACAACUGAAGAAGAAUUACACUUUCGCAAAACAUCUUUACAGGACUCUGCACGAUUUUAUUUGUCGAAACCCGAUAACCAUUUUACAGCAAAGCCGUAUGAACUCAUAAAAGAACAAAAACCCAUGAACACUUUAAAUGCUGAAACGUUCGGUCGAAACAAUUCAUUUGAUGAAAUAGAAGGCGGAGAAUUCACUAUAAACGGGUUGGAUACAAUCAUUGAAGUUAACGAAGGAGACAAUAAAGACGGAAUGAAAAAUGAAAACGAAACUGACUUUUCCUCUGAAACUGCUAGCGAUUUGUCAAGCAGUUGGACUGAAUCAAAAGAAUCAGAUGAAUUUAUUCUAUCAGAAGAAUUUGAGGGUAUAUUUGAAACAUUUAGCAGUAAUCGUCCGAAAUCUUUUAACACAAUUGCAGAAGUUCAGGGUGGAAUAUAUGAAACAAAAAAAAUUAAAAUUAACGCUGAUGAAGAAUUGGGUCUAGAAGACCGUAACUUAAAAUCAAAACAUAAAAACAAUUUGUUAAAUUAUACUGAAAAAGAGAAUAAUUCCGCUGAAUCUAGUUUGACUUUACUAAUUAAAAUGGGUAUAGAAGAUCAAGAUACAUCUGAAUCUAAAUCUAAAAACUGCAACAGCCCAGAAACUACAAGCAUUAAUGCCACCAAAUCUAAAUAUGAGGAAGAUGUGAGUAAAAAUAUACAUCAAGCUGCUGCUGCAAUACAAAGUAAUUCGGCAAAGUAUUUAGCUGCAUCCAUAAUUCAAAGAAAUAUUAGAAGAUAUUUGGAUAGUAAACGUAAGGAAAUGGAUAGUGGUUUUCCGGGAAAACAGGAAGGCUUGCCUGUUAACUUAGAAUCUGAAAAUACAAAUAAGAGUGAGUUUCAAGUCAGCUUUAACUCGGAAACAACUUUGAAGGAAACUGAGAACCUUAAAAAAGAUUACAGAGAUAGAUAUGAAAGUAGUCAUGAGAUCAAUAUAGAAGAACCCCAUGUUAAUCAGCACAACAAAAGAAAAAAUCUCAUAACUUCAAAAAAAUGGACCAACGAAAAAGCAGCAGCUGUCAUUCAAAAGGCAUACAAAACAUAUUUAUAUUACAAGUGUAAAGAAAGAAACACAGAAAUAUCACAUGCAGUACAUAAAUAUAACAAUAAAUUGUCUGCUAAUCAAUGCACAUCAAAGAAAAAUUCCUUGGUGGAAAGUGAUGCCACACCAUGUCCUACAAGUGAGAGCAAAGUUAAUUGGUUUGUGGGAGUAGAACCUAUUAAAACGUCGAUGGAGUUAAAUAAAAUUACACAAAAUUUGCCAGAAGCUAAACCUUUAUUCAAUAAUUACGAAUCAGGCCCAGAUGAAGUAAAUAUCAACACAGCACUAAUUUUACCUGAAGAUUCAAUUGGUAUCCAGCGAAACUUACAAAGAGAUGCUGACCCAAUUUCCAACUCCUAUUUUAUACCAAGGAACCAAGAUUCAGGAGAAGACGGAGCUCAAGUAAAUAACUCAAUUUCCGAGACCAUUCAAGUCGUUUACAACUUUCUAUUUGCUGAAAGGCGCCUCUAUUUAAAGUCCAGAGAUGAAAACAAUCAACAGAUUAUCGAUGAUUCGAAAUCAUUUGACUAUUCCGAGUGUAUUGAAACCUGUGUGCCUUUUGAGCAUUUACAAAAAUUUGCUGAAACAACUCAAAAUGAAGGCGAUGAAAACCAUUUUAUCGACGAAGCUGCCAACAAGUUACGUGGCACAGAUGAAUUAGUUGACAACAUGCAGAAGCGUCUGCUCUGUAGAAGCAGCUCUUUCGAUUCUGCAAAUGAAAAGGUCAGAAGGCAGAGAAGCUUUGAAGAGCCCGUUAUCUGGGUCAUGCAGGAUAUACAGGAAAGUAAAAAAUCUACGCCUGAUACGGAAGAUGACAAAGUAGUAGUGAAACCAAUGGAAAUCGAAGAUACCCGUGAAAGUUCAGGAUUAAGCGAAUCUAUAAUCAUUAGCCAUAUGUCCAUCGAUGAGGACGAAAAUGACAGAUUGGAAAAUCCUCUAAAAAUUGAAGAGGCAUUUGAAAGGCAUUUUACUAAGCCACUAGAGGACUCUGAACUUUCUGUAGGAACCAUAAUGAAUGAUAACGUGGAAGAAUAUUUUCAUUCGGAAAAACAUACAUAUAAAAACAAAACAAACUCAUGUAGCAUAUAUUUAGACGAUGAUACUUCAGAAAACAUUAGAAAAAAAAUGAUGGCCUCUUCACUAACUGAAACAGAAUCUGAUGCAUCGGAUGAUCCGAUUUCUGAUAGCAGAGCAACUCAGCUGACGGAUUUCAACAUAUGUACUAUUAUAAACGACACAACUGGCACUUCAAGUGACACUGAAUCAACAAUAAUUUCCACCGCAGAAAAAGCACAUGGUGUAGAUAAUCCUAUUCGAUUAAAGAGUGACGAUACCAUCGACCAGUCUUCAGAAAUACUUGCCGAGGAAAAUUCACCCAAGAAAAUGUCCACAUCAUAUCGCAACUAUCAUCGAAAAAGAGAUUUAGAACUACGUAAUACUAUAGCACGUCGCAUGACUUUUCAAAGGGGCGAUGCAAUACGGAAUGAUUCCAUGCCUGAUGAAGAAAAAUUAUGUAGUACAAAUAUUGAGCAGCAGAAGGGAUCAAUAGAAAAAUAUAUUUCCCAUUCAAAAGGGGAGCCUUGGCCAGGGGCCCGCCUCGACGUGGUCCUCCGUGAAGACAUCCCCAAUCGGCCAAGAUCAAGAGCCUGGAUACCAGAGUUCCACACCGACCCAGAGGAAGUGUUGGAACUGCUCAAACUAGGCAACCCCGAGCUACCUACCAGCGAUUGGAAAGUAGCAAAGAUCGGCGAAGUGGAUGGCAAGAGGAGACUAGCGGUGAUCAUCCUAAAUGAGGAAUCACUGGAUCCACUCGCUAACUUGAAAUGGAAGGUGAACUACGGCUUCCAAUCACUGACACUCCAUGUCUACAGACAGGAUGUAGCCAGUAAAGGCAGCUCCGCAGACAACUUGACGUCAUCCGCGGAGGAGACGACGGUUGCGUUAGACAACCUAACGGACGACGAGGUGGCAUCCAAUUCCGGUAUGGUAGGCGAACUCUUCCGAAGGGUUACCCUAGAGGAUAUGGGGGAAUAUUCCGAUCUCUCAGACGCUCUGGAGGACGAGGAAUAUAUUCCCACUUCCUCUGACGAGGAGAUCGCUGACCAAACCGUGGUUGGCUGUCAUCUAACAACGCACACCAACGAUGGUGGGGGUUGUACAGAUCAACCUCCACCACACGAUGCGGACAACGCAGUUAUAUCAGUGGAGUCCUGCGGAAGGACAAUAUGGCUUGCCUCGUCCUAUAUGGCACAUGACGCGGUACAACCACCACCAUCUCCACUCCUAAGAGGUGCAACAGAGGAAGCCGCGAGACGUGGCAUACCACUAAUCCUGGGCGCAGAUGCAAAUGCUCACCAUCAUGUCUGGGGUAGUACAGACACUAACGAACGCGCAAUAUAG
Molecule: messenger RNA, 10344 nt
Organism: Anastrepha obliqua
Lineage: Eukaryota; Metazoa; Arthropoda; Insecta; Diptera; Tephritidae
Exons: 9
Coding region: 1-10344 (3447 amino acids)
Molecular function (GO): nucleic acid binding
Source: RefSeq, a predicted model, not a curated record